CGUACGGGGAGAGAGAGAGAGUGUGGAAAAAGAGGGGUGUGCGUGAGCUGUGCGGUGGUGUGUUGUAAGUAGAAAGUGGGCUCCACCACCCAUGUGCCCCUCCUUCUGUCUCCACCAGCUCCUGCCGCUCAAUGAUUAGAGAGCUCUGUUUCCCUCCUUCCUCCCUCCUCUCUCUCUCUCUCUCUCUCUCUCUCUCUCUCUCCUCUAAUCCAUCCACCCCUCCCUAUCGCACACCAAAGCUCAUCCCCUGAUACUACUCUCUUACAACUUGGGAGAAAGCGGAACGGAGACUUACUCCAUCAUCACACUACAAUAAUCACUUGAUUCAGAUUCUCCGUCCAAUAAUCUAUCUCUAUCUUUAUCUCUAGAUAUAUACUUGCUUGAGUGAACACAUAUGUCAACAUCAGAUGGAGGAGCAGCCGCAGCAGCAGCAACUAACGGCGUCACUAACGGCGCAAUAAUUGAGAACCAGCAGCAGCAACGGAACAACAACAACAACGGAGCCCUAACAGUGAAGAAGCCCCCGGCGAAGGACCGCCACAGCAAGGUCGACGGACGGGGCCGGCGCAUCCGCAUGCCGAUCAUCUGCGCCGCCCGCGUCUUCCAGCUGACCCGCGAGCUGGGCCACAAGUCCGACGGCCAGACCAUCGAGUGGCUCCUCCGCCAGGCCGAGCCCUCCAUCAUCGCCGCCACCGGCACCGGCACCACUCCCGCCUCCUUCUCCACCGUCUCCGUCUCUCUCCGCAACAACUCCUCCUCCUCCAUCUCCGCCUCCCUCGACCACAAACCCUCCUCACAAAUGCCCUUCCUUCUCGGCAAACGACUCCGCUCCGACGACCACGACCACGACGCCGUCAAUAAAGACACCGUCGACACUGUCUCCGCCGCCGCGGCAGCUGGCGGUGGAUUCUGGGCUAUACCCGCGCGACCCGACUUCGGCCAGGUCUGGAGCUUCGCGGCGGCGGCCCCGCCGGAUAUGGUGGUCCCGACCCCGUCCAUGGCGGCGCAGCAGGCUUCGUUUUCCGGGAGAUUCUUUCAGCAGCAACCCAUGGGGGAGGCGUCGGCGGCUAGGGUUGGGAAUUACCUCCCGAUAGCUCAGGGACACCUCAAUUUGCUCGCUUCCUUGUCCGGUGCGCCGCCGCAGUCGUCCGGCCGGAGAGAAGACGAUUCGCGCUGAGAAUUUGAUGGAAUUGGAGUGUGUAUUUCGAUUUGUUGUCGGUAUAUAUAAUUAUAUUUAUAUGUAUGUUGGUUUUAUGUUGUGUGUGAAGAUGAGAAAUGGGUAGUAAUCUAGGGUUAGGGUUUUAGGUUUCAGUGAGUGCUUUGGGGUUUCAUGACCUCUAUAGUAGAUUAGGGUUUUACCACUUUGUUUCAUUGCAUAUUCCCUCAAUGGGGGUUUUAGGUUUCAUUUGUUAAGGGUGUGGGUCUUGAUGGAGAAGGAGGAGAAAAUGCUGUCGGAGUAUUUGUGAUUGGGAAGUUGGGGGAAGUUCCUGUUCGCUUUCGGUUCUAAGCGAUUAAGGUGGUGGGUUGUUUGCGAAACUAGAUUUUAAUGGACAUUUGCUCGUGCUUACAGUGGCAGAAACCGCGGUGGUUUCCUUUCGAUUGAGAUUGUGGCAAGUUGGAUAUGAUGCUUGUGAAUUGGGUUUGAAGAGGAAUUGUUCAGAGUAUCCAACUUAAUCUUCUCUGCUAUUCGGUGUGCAAGCUUUGUAAUUGGUUUGCUUAGGUGUUCUUUUGGGGUGGUGAUAAUGCAAAGCUCUACACAAAAGUUCAUCUAGCGAGAUUCAAGUUUUCUCUGGUUAAUGGGCUUCUUUGCUGCUAGUAUUGGGUAACUGGCAGAGAAGAUUAUGGGUGAUUUUGGUGGUUUUUGAAUGUGUUCAUUUUCCGCCCAGGGUUUGCUACUGUGGCUGGUUGUUUAUUGAUCUCUCCUCUGCUUUCGCUGUCCAAGGUUGUCAAAUGCUCUCGAAAGGUUGCUGUGUGAAAGCAAAAUGCUCAGGUUAUUCUCCGUAAGAACUCUGUCUUGAACUUCUAUUUGGUAUUCAUCCUAGGCAUUUCAUUAAGUUGUGAGCGUGGAAAUAAUGUGUUCUCUUGUAUUUAAGUGGAUUGUUUUUGGGUGACUAUGGUGUGAAUAAGAAGCCCAUCUGUUUUGUCUCAAUAUUGA
Molecule: messenger RNA, 2155 nt
Organism: Rhododendron vialii
Lineage: Eukaryota; Viridiplantae; Streptophyta; Magnoliopsida; Ericales; Ericaceae
Product: transcription factor TCP7-like
Exons: 1
Coding region: 395-1177 (260 amino acids)
Cellular component (GO): nucleus
Molecular function (GO): DNA-binding transcription factor activity; sequence-specific DNA binding
Source: RefSeq, a predicted model, not a curated record